Molecule: messenger RNA, 1479 nt
Organism: Pelagomonas calceolata
Lineage: Eukaryota; Pelagophyceae; Pelagomonadales; Pelagomonadaceae
Source: the annotation of a GenBank genome assembly
AUGCCGCUCUCGUUCACCAGCGAGCCCGCCACCGUCGGCGAGGCGUCGCGGCCGCUCGCCGCCCCGUUCUGGGCCGGCUCCGCGCCGCGCACGCCGCCGCGGGCCGACGCCGACGCCGACGCCGAUUACAUCUCCAGGGGCGCCGGCCGGUCGCCCUCGUCCCUCUCGCCCAUACCGGAGGAAACGUCGGGCGGCAAGCCGACGCCGGCCGAGCGGCGGCGCCUCUCGCCGACCUACGAGGCCGGCACGCCGCCGCCGGAAGGCAUGGACGGCCCCGACGCGCGGAAAACGCUCGACAACGCGAUAAGAGAAGGAGCGAGCAUCAUGGUGCCCUCGCCCGAGCCCGACGCCGAGAUAUCGAGACUGACGGCCUCGCCCGCAAAGUCGGACGACAUGACCGACGAAGCGUUUGUGAGAAAAGUAGCGGAAAGGGCCGCGCAAAGAGGCUUGGACGUCUACACGCCGCCGGACACGGUCGAGAAACCUUCGAAGAAGACGCCCUCGCCGUCACACAAAAAAAAGUCGCUCUGGAGCGCGUUACGCGGCGCCGUCGCGCGCCACGAGGCGCCUCUCUUGGACGAGACGGAGGAGCUCGCCGAGGACGAGAAGCGGAAGGUUUUUGGGCGGCGCGCGUCGCAGCGCCGCGCGUCCGUGACGCGGGACGGUUUGGUCAAGCGCCACGCGAGCGGGCCGGACCCGUGGGACGAGGCCUGUAGCAAAGCUCGGCGGUCGCUACAAAAAAAACUGUCGGCGUCGGAAGAUCGGCGAAGGCUGAGCGAUGUGGUUGUGGAGUAUCAUAGGACCGUUAGAGGGGUCGUCGUCGACUACGUCUCGGCCGUAGAAAAAUUAGGAUUGGUCUAUCGCGUCGAGUUCGUCGAGGAGGGUCCGCUCCACUUCCAGAUCGCCCUAGCUAGGUACGGCGAGCAGGGGCGGCGCUUCGUCGUCGUCGAGAGCGUCGCGCGGCAAUGCGUCGGCCGCGCUCAGAUCAAGCCCACGGACGAGCUCGUGGCGGUCAAUGGGAAAGUAAUUGUCGAGCCGACGUCCAAGGACCGGCUCACGGAACUCCUCAGGACGAUUGCCGCGGCGCCGCGACCGCUCACGCUCACGUUCGUCGAGGGCGAAGAUAGGGAAAAACACGCCGCGCCGCCGCCGCCGUCGCCCCUGAACGCCGCGCUCGCGUUCGGCGGCUGGCGGACCGUGCGACCGGAGCCGCGGCGCCUUGUGCGGAUGCCGGCGCCUCCUCCCCGGUAUUAUGGACGGCGGCGGUGUGUGCUGGCGGCGGCGCUCGCGUUCGUUCUCUGCGGCGCCGUGCAACGGCCGCCGCCUCCGCCGCCGCCUCCACAAAAAGAGGGGUUCCCCUGGGUGCCGGUCGUCGUCGCGGGCGCGGGCGCGGUAGCGCUCGCGCGGCCCGAGGUCCGCGCGGGGAGGGCCCUGGCGGCGCUGGGGCGGGGCGUCGUGAUCGGGGCGUUUCCGGCCUAA